Molecule: messenger RNA, 2168 nt
Organism: Abrus precatorius (Indian licorice)
Lineage: Eukaryota; Viridiplantae; Streptophyta; Magnoliopsida; Fabales; Fabaceae
Product: ADP-ribosylation factor GTPase-activating protein AGD3-like
Exons: 16
Coding region: 435-2168 (577 amino acids)
Cellular component (GO): cytoplasm
Molecular function (GO): protein binding; GTPase activator activity
Source: RefSeq, a predicted model, not a curated record
GCACUGCCCUUCCCAAGACAGUAAACAAGAAUCGGGGUAAUGCGACCAGCCAUGUGGUGUAAAAUAAUCAAAGAUUUUUGUCUGUGUCUGGUGCUGGGCUUCGUUCCCAGGGCUUUUGUUUUUGGUCUUCUUUCUCGGGGUUUUGAGAGGAAAUCAGGCAGACAGGCAAAAACAAGCAAAGGAAAACUUGGGAGGUCGAGGGCCGCGAUAUUUAUACAAAUGCUCUUCCGUUGUCGAUGAUUCUAGAAUCUUGUAGCAGAGCUGAUGGUGUUGGAUUCAUUCUUGAUUAAUGGACAAAAGAGUAAAAUGUGAGAUCUCAGUUCAAGGAAUUCUUCCUUCGUUGUUACUUCAUUUAAUUGAUUUUGGUACAGUGAUGCAUCGCUGAAUCAUACCUAGUCAUAAAGAACACACAAAUUUCCUUGUCUCCCAUCAAAAUGCCAUUCACAAAGCUUGAUGACUCUCCUAUGUUCAGCAAGCAGAUACAAUGCCUGGAGGAAAGUGCUGAAUUUUUAAGAGAGAGAAGCUUAAAAUUUUACAAAGGGUGUAGAACUUACAGCGAAAGACUUGGGGAGGCAUAUGAUGGAGACAUCGCAUCUGCUAGUUCCCUGGAAACAUUUGGUGGAGGGCACAAUGACCCUAUGAGUGUGGCUUUUGGGGGCCCUGUUAUGACCAAAUUCACCAUAGCCUUGAGAGAAAUUGGGACAUACAAGGAAGUCCUUCGCUCCCAGGUUGAGCAUAUGUUAAAUGACAGAUUUUUUCAGUUUGUCAAUAUUGAUUUGCAAGAGGUUAAGGAAGAACGAAAACGCUUUGACAAGGCUUGCCUUAUUUAUGACCAGGCUCGUGAAAAGUUUCUGUCACUGAGAAAAGGCACGAAAAGUGAUGUUGUCACUGCCCUAGAAGAGGACCUUCGUAAUGCAAGAUCUGCAUUCGAGCAAGCACGGUUUAAUCUGGUUACUGCCUUGUCAAACAUUGAAGCAAAGAAGAGAUUUGAAUUCUUGGAAGCAGUCAGUGGGACCAUGGAUGCUCAUCUUCGUUACUUUAAGCAGGGGUAUGAAUUGUUGCACCAAAUGGAGCCUUAUAUCAACCAGGUCCUGACUUAUGCUCCGCAAUCAAGAGAAAGGUCCAACUAUGAGCAAGCAGCUCUCAAUGAAAGAAUGCAAGAGUACAAACGGCAGAUUGAUCGAGAGAGUAGAUGGUCUUCAAACGGCUCUAAUGGGUCUCCUAAUGGAGAUGGUAUACAAGCCAUUGGUAGAAGUUCACAUAAAAUGAUAGAGGCAGUUAUGCAAUCUGCUGCAAAGGGAAAGGUUCAAACUAUUCGACAAGGUAAUAUUGUCAGGUCUGUCACAUUGGACGUUAAAGUUUGGGAACCUUCUGUGAUAAGUUUGUUUCAAUCUCUUGGAAAUACUUAUGCCAACACAGUCUGGGAGGAACUAUUGGAAUUGCAGAGUUCCUUUCAGGAUGAUCUUGUCCCCUCAGGCUUAAACAAGUCUGAUAAAUCACAGAUGCUUUUGAUCAGAAAACCUUGCCAAUCCGAUCCUCUCUCUGUAAAGGAAAAAUUUAUUCAAGCGAAGUAUGCAGAGAAGCUUUUUGUUCACAAGCGAAAGGACAGUCAAUACUCUUUCUUGGUGUCACAACGGAUCUGGGAGGCUGUUCAUACUAACGACAAAAAAACUGUAUACUGCUACCUUGUUAAUUCUGACAUUGACAUUAAUGCUGGUUACAAGCAAACAUGCAGUAAUUCUUUAACCCUUGCCAAAGUAAUGUUACAAGGGCAGGCAAGCCAGGACCACUGUUCUACAUUAACUGGGAAUUCAUUGGAUUGGUCCCUUCCUUGCUCUUUGAACUUGAUGGGUAUUAAAGAAGGCCAGACAAUAGAUAAUUUAGACGGUUACACCCUACUUCACCUUGCUUGUGAAACUGCAGAUAUUGGUAUGUUGGAGCUCCUGCUACAGUAUGGUGCAAAUAUUAAUGCAACUGAUUUUAGAGGUCAAACUCCACUACAUCACUGUAUUCUCAAAGGCAGAUCUGCAUUUGCAAGAUUGCUUCUUUCAAGGGGAGCUGAUUCAAGAGUUGUGGAUAAGAUAGGAAGGAACCCUAUUGAGCUUGUUGUACAGUCAAAUUUUAACGACACAGAGGUCCUCACUCUGUUGUCUGAUUCAAAUGGAUGA